AUGCCUGUGAUUGCCGCUCCAAACCAACUGGUGGUGAUGUUUACUGUUACGCCAGGAAUGCUCGAUCCGUUGGGAAAUCUCUCGAUGGGCUUCAUCUUGACGCUUACGGAUUGUGUAACUUCCCGAGCUGCCCGCAUCGACAACCAGAAUCUGAAGACAGUUUCCGUUACACUCGAAGCAAAGAUGGGAAAAAGCAGGCGGGUCGUCGUCGGCCAGGUUAUGUAUGGCCGCGGAAAUACCGACUUCAUCAACGACAACCUGGUCAUGGGAAGCUUCUUCUUUCAAGAGCGAAAUGGAGAGAAGCUCGACUAUUGGACCGGUAGCCACACAAUGUCUAUCGUUAAGAAU
Mesorhabditis spiculigera is the source of this 348-nucleotide messenger RNA. The record is from the annotation of a GenBank genome assembly. NCBI's taxonomy places the organism in Eukaryota, Metazoa, Nematoda, Chromadorea, Rhabditida, Rhabditidae.